Poeciliopsis prolifica (blackstripe livebearer) is the source of this 5917-nucleotide messenger RNA. RefSeq names its product glutamate receptor-interacting protein 2-like. The coding region runs from base 1302 to 4400 and encodes 1032 amino acids. The record is from RefSeq and is a predicted model, not a curated record. Gene Ontology annotation, molecular function: protein binding. Lineage: Eukaryota; Metazoa; Chordata; Actinopteri; Cyprinodontiformes; Poeciliidae. Gene Ontology annotation, biological process: neurotransmitter receptor transport, endosome to postsynaptic membrane. The transcript has 25 exons.
GGAGGGAUCAUGCUUCUGCUCAGCUUCUAAUUAUAUACGCAUAACUCGAUUCAGCUGCAGACUGGCAGACAGAUAGAUCAGUGCGUUAUGCAUUGUUGUUGGGGUUGUGUAUGAUCGACCCUGGCUGUUGGGGUGAGUGGUGGUUAUUUUAAGCUGGAGGAGGAUUGCUGGCUGACACCGUGAUGGUAUAGUAACAUUCGGUCACGUGCAACUCCGUCGGCUCAGUGUAACCCAGAGCUAAUGCUGCCUUUUGACUGAGAGGACAGCUGCUGGACUGUCAGGGCCCGUGGGAGCCUGCAUGGUUUUUCUGCUUUUGCCUUGCCUGAAGUGUUUGGGAUGUGUCAUUCACUUUGUGCGUGCAUGUGUUCAAAUCAACUGGACUCACUCUUCGAACAAAGGAUGUGGGGAAACAAGUGAAAUACCUUCACAGAUUCUCACGCAGCUGCCUGAAGGCUUCAGAUCUCUGAAGGUAUGAUGAAGGAUCCAUACCUCUCGGCUGUCUGAGGGUUUCAGCUUCAGCUGGACAGGUGUAGGCAGAGAUAAAGGAGUGGACCUGAUGUCCUCUGGCCUCUCUUUCCUAGGAUUCAGGUUUGGCUGAUGGACACAGAGAAGGGCUAGAAACACCCAUAAUUUAGUUGAUGUUUACCUUUUUUAUCUACCUUUACCUUUUUAAACUGAUGAACUCAGAUUUAAUGUGUUUUCUUUAAAUAAAAUGAGUCAUUUCUGACCUCUUGGUUAGGUGACUGGGCUCCGACCUUCAUUGUUACUCAUGAAAUAGUGCCCUCCAAAGGUAUUCACACCCUGGAUCACAUUACAACUACAACAAAAUGUAUUUUUUAAACAAAGCAAAACGACUGCUUUGAAGUCAAAGGUAAAGUACAAAAAGUAGGAAAUAUAUAAAUCAGAGAGGUUUUAAGUUCAGGUUGAAUGGAAAGUAUCUGUGACCAUCAGAUUUCAAAUCCUUCCACAGUUUCUUAAUUGGACUUUAGUUGGGACUCCAGCACACGGUUUGAGCUAAAUCAUUCUUUGUAUCUAUAGCAAUGUGUUUAAAUUGGUCAUUGUCCAGGAAGGUGAACCUUUGUCCUGGUUUCAGUCUGUUGCAGCCAAGCAGGUUUUCUUCUAUUUAGCUCAACUCAUCUUCACAUAAACCCAGAGCAUCAUUCCUGUCUCAUCGGGAUUAAACAUCCCCACAGGAUGAAGGACCAUACUCCAAAGGGAGCAAAGAGACAACUGACCAAUCGCAUUCCUCCCGGGGACGAAGCCUUUCAGAGGAGUAUCGAGGAGUGACCACGGUGGAGCUGAUGAAAAGGGAAGGCAGCAGCCUUGGCCUCACCAUCUCCGGAGGCUCUGAUAAAGAUGGCAAGCCCAGAGUGUCAAACCUUCGGCCAGGUGGGCUGGCUGCCAGGAGCGACCAGCUGAAUGUGGGCGACUACAUCAAGUCAGUGAAUGGCAUCAACUUGUCAAAGCUCCGGCACGAUGAAAUCAUUAGCCUACUGAAGAACAUCGGGGAGCGAGUCAUCCUGGAAGUGGAGUAUGAGCUGCCUGCAUAUGUCCAGAGUCCGUCAGGAGUCAUAACUAAAACCAUAGAGGUGUUUUUACACAAGGAAGGAAACAGUUUUGGCUUUGUCAUGAGAGGAGGUUUCCAUGAAGACUGGCGAAGGUCUCGUCCUUUGGUGGUUACCAGCGUCCGGCCCGGGGGUCCAGCCGACAGAGAGGGCAUGCUAAAGGCCGGAGACCGGAUUUUAAGCAUAGAUGGGAUGCCUUUGAACAGAGAGAGGCAUGCUGAUGCGUUGACUAUGCUGAUGCAGAGCGGCCAGGAAGCUCUGUUCCUGAUCGAGUAUGACGUUUCUGUCAUGGAGGCAGUGCAGCAGGCCUCGGGCCCUCUGCUGGUGGAAAUAGUGAAAGGUCCUUCUGCCAGCCUGGGGAUCAGCCUCACAACCACAACAUACAGAAACAAGCAAGUCAUCAUUAUUGACAAGAUAAAGCCAGCAAGUGUGGCGGAAAGAUGUGGAGCGCUUCAUGUCGGAGACAUCCUGCUGUCCAUAGAUGGCACAAACACUGAGCACUGCUCCCUGAUGGAGGCAACGCAACUGCUGGCCAGCACCUCAGAGAAUCUCAAACUCGAGAUUCUUCCAGCCAGUCAGAGCAGACUUCCCAUCAGGCCACAAGACACAGUUAAAGUACAGAAAAGCAACUAUCAUCACUGGGACCAAAGCAGCAACUACUGCCAACCCCCACACGCCAGCCACAGCAAGACAUGGAGCAGCCCGAGCCACCCACACAACCAGCAGGACCACUGCAAGUCAGCUGUGAGCGCCGGCUUCUCCCCUUCAUCCACAGCCACCUCCGGCUUCAGCAGCCAAGGUAGCAACACUCUGCCCUGCCCCAUUGCCCCCGUUGCCCCCGCGACCCCCCGCAGUGCCACUGGGAGGAGAAGGAACAGGAAGAAGGACCACAAGAGCUCAUUGUCCCUGUCCUCCAGCUCUGUUGGUCCUGGGGGGCAGAUUUUCCAUGUGGAAACGAGUGAAGUCCUCCUGAGGGGGGACCCACUAACUGGUUUUGGGAUCCAGCUGCAGGGCGGCGUGUUUGCCACAGAAACGCUGUCUGCACCCCCGGUCAUCCGCUUUAUAGAGCCCGACAGCCCCGCUGAGAGGUGUGGACUGCUGCAAGUUGGAGACAGAGUGUUGUCCAUCAAUGGGAUCCCGACUGAAGAUGGCACUCUGGAAGAAGCUCAUCAGCUGCUCAGAGAUUCUGCUCUGGCAAACAAAGUUACAGUGGAGGUUGAGUUUGAUGUUGCAGAGUCUGUUGUUCCAAGCAGUGGCACAUUCCACGUCAAACUACCGAAGCGGAGAGGAGUGGAGCUGGGCAUCACCAUCAGCGCAAGUAAGAAACCUGGCAAGCCCCUCAUCAUCUCAGACAUCAGGAAAGGAAGCAUAGCACACAGAACAGGCACUCUGGAGCCCGGGGACCGGCUGCUGGCCAUCGACUCUGUACGCCUGGAGAACUGCACCAUGGAGGACGCCAUGCAUGUCUUGGAGCAGGCCGAAGACAUGGUCAAACUGCGGAUCCAGAAGGACGAGGACAACAUUGAUGAGCUGGAGAUGUCAGGCUCCAUAAUCUACACAGUUGAGCUGAAGAGGUUUAAUGGACCCCUGGGCAUCACAAUAUCUGGCACAGAGGAACCUUUCGACCCCAUCGUCAUUUCUGGCCUUACCAAGAAAGGUCUGGCAGAAAGAACCGGGGCCAUCCACAUAGGAGACAGAGUUCUGGCCAUCAACGGGGUCAGCCUUAAAGGGAAGCCUCUGAGCGAGGCCAUCCAUCUACUGCAGAUGGCUGGGGAGUCCGUCACCCUCAAAAUCAAAAAACAAGCUGACCAGUCGGAUUGUCGGCGGUUGGCAGACAGAGAAGGCGGCUUUCUAAGCGAUCCAGAGGAUGAACUAACAGACUUCCAAAAAACCAGCAAACUCUCAGAGGUCUACUCAGCCAAUGUUCCCAGCAUAGACUCGGCCAUGAGCUCCUGGGACAGUGCGGCGUUUGAUGCAGGCUACAUUAGCCAAGGGCUAUAUCUGCAUAAAACGUCCGAUUUCCUCCUGAAUCCACUUGACUGGAGGCGCCCGAAGCACAGAAGCCACACACCCUCCAGCUCUGGGGGUUUGGGACUGCAAGCAGGGCUGUAUGAUGGAGGAUUCACUGAGGAUGAGUGGGACAAGAUACCUGGAUUCGUCAGCCCCCCUCGCUGCCGUGGCACGUUGAACAAGGACGACAGCUUCUGGUCCCAGGCUCUACAGGACCUCGAGACCUGUGGCCAGUCUGGGAUUCUCAGGGAACUAGAAGCCUCUAUGACAGGCAGCACUCUGAGUCUGUACCUGGAGGAGACCAAGACCAGUGAAGACUCAGUGUUGCUCUCUAAGAUUAGUCCAAUAAAGACGGAAGGAAUCCACAGCGGGUCUACAAAUAAAAGCCUGAACAUGUCGACAGGGGCCAGAGAUGGAUCAUCCAGGGCCAAAGGGGACCCCUCUGACAUUCUGUCCCCUUCAUCCCUGGCACUGCAGAAGGUCUCUCUUAGGAAGGAUCCUGAGAGCCAUGACUUUGGUUUCAGUGUAUCAGAUGGGCUCUUGGAAAAAGGAGUUUAUGUCAACAUGAUUAGGCCAGACGGCCCAGCUGAACAAGUUGGUCUGAAACCUUACGACCGGAUACUUCAGGUGAACCGUGUGAGGACCAGGGACUUGGACUGUUGUCUCACUGUGCCUCUAAUUAUGGAGGCCGGAGACUGCCUGGAUCUGGUCAUUAGCAGGAAUCCACUGGCAGCCGUUUACACGGAGCUGCCCAACAACUGUGACGACCCCGCGAGCUCGCUUCUCUGCUUCGCCAACUACAGGACCAACAGCAUCGCCCUGUGAACACGGGGAUGAAAGUGGAACACGGCAGCGCUGGGAUCUCACACAUGCAACACACGUGGUUCAGUUUGUCACAUUGUAGCUCUCUGAUGGACCUUUACGCUCGUGUUCUUCACACAGGAACAACCACACUCUGCCUCAGAGCAUCUCUCUCUCUCUCAACAUUACACGACUGUUGCUUUUGGUCACUGCUGUGUUCAGAUGAUUUAGUUCUGUGGAGACCGAGCCUUCAGAACAGAGUCCCCUAUCACUCUUUCCCCUCACUCCCCUCCUCGCCAGUGGCGGAGCCACGUGGAGGGUUAUAUAACAGAAGAGUCAUUGCUUCUGACGGGGGCCAGGAUGUCAACGCACAUGUCUUCACUCUGCAGGAUCGCAUAAUGUGCACACUCACAGCUAAAGAUCUAAUAUAUUUUAACAUUCCUGUUGCCACUGGUUUUAUUGUACACAAGGAAUGCUUUGGUUUAUGUGAAUGGAAAGCACUAACAGAGACACCAGGUGUUGGUGAGAUCAAGGAACAUUGCACUUAUUUGAGUAAUUUCAGCCAUGAGUUGGCUCACUGUCUUAGUUUCUGGCCUCUGCCCAGCACUGGCUGCCCUAAAAAGCAGAUGAGCCCCCGAAUAGUCUUGAGCACUCCCUGAAACCUGCCAACAACUUUAGAUUUUAAUGCCACAAAAACACUUGAGGUCAAUUAAACCUGUUGAUGACACUUGAAUUAUGAUAAUGCUCUGAUUUGUUACAGAGAUGUUUGUGUGCACAAAUGAUUUCUUUUAAUGUCCACUUUUUUUCUUUUUUUUUCAAUAUUUGCUUUUGUCACACAUUUACAAAGAUGUGGGUCGUGUUCAUUUUGCACAUGUUCAAACACUGUUUCUCCAUGUUUACUUUUGCUUUUGUUUUUUUUGAAAGAGUUCAAAUUCAAUGAAACCUUUCUGCACAAUCUGCUCUUUCUAGCACGAAACUGAGGAUGCACGCUGUAUGCAAAUCCUUCACAUUUUCUGUGUUCUUUGAGGGAACUUUGUGAGAGUGCACUUUUUUAAUUUAAAAGUAGGGUGUGGCAAUUCCUUCUUUUCGUAAUAAAACGAACGCACCGAUCUGAAAGAUUACCUUAAGUAAUCAUGUGGUGGCUGGUGUGAAUAUGAUGGUGUCCCAUUUGUAGCAGCCUUGGAGGCAAAUUUAUAGUUGGGUCAGCUUGCUUCAGACUUCUCAUGAAAUUUCAUUCAACGUCGAGGCCCGUUUUAAAGGUCUUAGUAUUGCAACCUUUUUGUAAACUGUAUAAGGCAUUAUGGUGUGCAGUGUCUUUUUUUUUCUUCAGUAAAGGCCUAUAAUGUUUUAGGAUCUUUGUGCAAGCAAACCUGAAUGUGUUUCUGUACUUUUAGUUUUUUUAUUUCCAAAUCUGUGAAUUUGUAUGUUUUUGGUCAAAAUGACCACUAAUAUUUAUUGGAUUUUAAUUUAGCAAGCAGUCCAGUUUUUUUAUUGUAAUAAAAGUUAUAAAACUGUAAUGUGUCCAACUUUUAGAAAGUGUA